AUGGCGCUAUACGGGACUUCCGAUGCUUUAAUGUGCAGGACGUUCCCAACAACCCUGCGGGGUCCGGCCCGUGCAUGGUAUGGCGGCCUGAGGGCCAGGACCAUCGCCUCCUUCGACCAACUCACCAAAGACUUCGAGCUUAGCUUCCUGGCUUACGCUCCACCAAAACCGUCCGCAGCAUUGCUCCUCGGACUCAAUCAAGGGGAGGACGAGCCUCUCUCCCUUUUUGUGAACCGCUUUAUGACACAAAUCCGCGGACUAUCAGAUGCUCACCCCUCUCUACUGAUGCAGGCGUUCAUGACAGGCCUACGGCCCUCCCGGUUCUUCUGGUCUCUCGUGGAGCGACCCCCUGCUGCGAUCCCCGAAAUGAUUCAACGUGUUGGCCAGUUUAUCGCCGCGGAGACAUGGAUGGCUGGAAAGCGGGAAGAGCGCAAAAAAGUCAAAAUGGAGCCACCCCGACAACAGCAGCCCACCACCUCCCGACGCAAGCUGGAUAGGUCAGACCCAAGACCUCCUUCCCCCGCCUUGAAUUCCUCAGGCACGGAAAUAUUUCUCCUCGAGAAGGGGAAGGGACUACUCAAGGAGCCCCACCCGAUGAGGAGCCCGCGAGAACUCGCGGACCGCUCAAAAUACUGCUGA
Molecule: messenger RNA, 639 nt
Organism: Musa acuminata AAA Group (dessert banana)
Lineage: Eukaryota; Viridiplantae; Streptophyta; Magnoliopsida; Zingiberales; Musaceae
Exons: 1
Coding region: 1-639 (212 amino acids)
Source: RefSeq, a predicted model, not a curated record